UAUUAGGUCAUUUGUAAGAGAGGGGUUUUGGUUCCUGAACUUGUCCAUGGAGAAUUAUCAUCAUCACCACCAUCAUCAUCAUCAAAGCUACGAAAAGCAUGAGGCAUUGCCUCCAGGGUUCAGAUUCCACCCAACUGACGAAGAACUCAUCACUUACUACCUCUUGAAGAAGGUUCUGGACUGCAAUUUCACCAGCAGAGCCAUUGCUGAAGUUGAUCUCAACAAAUGCGAGCCAUGGAAUCUUCCAGGCAAAGCAAAGAUGGGGGAGAAAGAGUGGUACUUCUUCAGCCUUCGCGACCGGAAGUACCCGACCGGGUUGAGGACGAACCGGGCGACUGAAGCCGGUUACUGGAAGGCGACCGGAAAAGACCGGGAGAUCUACAGCUCCAAAACAUGCUCCCUGGUAGGUAUGAAGAAAACCCUAGUUUUUUACAGAGGAAGAGCUCCCAAAGGCGAGAAAAGCAACUGGGUCAUGCACGAAUAUCGCCUCGAAGGAAAGUUUGCUUAUCCCUACUUGUCUCGAGACUCCAAGGGCGAGUGGGUGAUUUCCCGAGUGUUCCAGAAAAGCGGAAUCGGCGGCGGCGCCGCCACCGCCGGCGGCGGGAAGAAACGCCACUCAGCCGGCUCGACCGCCAUUGCCAUUUCUGAAGUGGGUUCUCCUUCCUCCGUUUCGCAACUGCCGGCGCUUCUGGAACCUUCCACGGCCUCCACCGACCGCGAGAGCUGCUCCUAUCACGUGAAGGAGCACGUGCCCUGUUUCUCCACGCCAGCUCCACCCAGUUUCAGCCACAGCUCUCUCUUCGACCUUCCCCCGCCGCCGCCGCCGCAGAAUUCACCUCUGAGUGCGCUGAUCUACGGGCAGCUGUCGUCUGAUUAUUCGCGCUGCUCGAGGAGCAACAUGGGAGUGUCGGCAUUCCCGAGCCUGAGGUCGCUCCAGGAGAAUCUCCACCUACCUUUUCUGUUCCCAUCAAUGGCGGCGGCUCCGGCCGGCGACUCUUCCGCAGGCGGCGGCGAUCAGAUGGUGAACUCGAUUGCGCCGUUGUUCGGGCAGUUUCCUCCGGCGGAGUAUAAUCAGAAAGUGAACGCCACAGAACUCGAUUGCAUGUGGAGCUACUAUUAGUUAAUUUUAAAAAAAUCGAUCAAUUAAUUAUCACUGGCAGCUGUUGUGUGUAUUAUCGUCGAAUG
Andrographis paniculata is the source of this 1185-nucleotide messenger RNA. RefSeq names its product protein CUP-SHAPED COTYLEDON 2-like. Gene Ontology annotation, molecular function: DNA binding. The transcript is spliced from 3 exons. The record is from RefSeq and is a predicted model, not a curated record. Bases 47 to 1120 code for a protein of 357 amino acids. NCBI's taxonomy places the organism in Eukaryota, Viridiplantae, Streptophyta, Magnoliopsida, Lamiales, Acanthaceae. Gene Ontology annotation, biological process: regulation of DNA-templated transcription.